AUGUUGAUCUUGUCAAUUUUUGCUUCCAGGAAUCUGCCACAAAAUAUGGAGUCGAAGAGGGUGAACAUUGUUGAUUGUCUAACUGAUGAUAUAUUGGUGGAAAUCCUCUCUCGAGUGCCACCCAAGUCUUUUUGCCGCUUCAAAUGUGUGUGCAAGGCUUGGCUUGCCUUCUCCUCUGAUCCUCUCUACCGUCGGAAGCUGCCAAAAACUUCCACUGGUCUUCUCUACAAACCUCAAUACGGGUCUGCUAUUCAGCUUGUUGGCAUGUCCCCAAAUGAUGAGGAAAUUGAUGGAGCUUUUACAUUCAUCCCUCAGUACGAGCAAUUAGAACUUGUGGACUAUUGCAAUGGCCUGGUACUUUGCCGGUACAAGAGCAGAUAUACUUCUGCAGAAACUUGCCGCUUCAUUGUUUGCAACCCAGCAACACGAGAGUGGAGGACGCUGCCUAUUCUUAAUACUCCAUAUGGCCCAAAUGUCUCCCCCUAUACAGCUUUUUUGGCCUUCGAUCCAUCAUGGUCGGGAAAGUUCUAUGUCUUCAACUUUCAGGAGAAGUUAAAAAACAACUUGCCACUUGUUAUCUACAAACUUGAGGUGUUCUCGUCUGACCUAUGUGAGUGGCUUGUCGAUGAUGCAUGGAGUGGGAACCAUAGGAUAAUGGUCAAUAAACCACACAACUUUAUAGGUGGGGUGUUUCAUGUGCAUAGCAACACUAGUGAGAUUCUUGUGGUUAAAGGCUUGAGUUCUGGCAUAAUGCCAUAUCAUUAUACUAUCAAGCUGCCGGGUGACUGUUGGAAUGGUUGCUUCAGCCAAUCAAUGGGGCUUUUGCAGUGCGCAUUUCCAGAGGAGGGCGGCAGUACAAUUGCAGUUUUCACUCUUGAUGAUUAUCGUCCUUGCAAGUGGUCUCUAAAGCAUCGUUUUUGUAUGGGAGAUGCAUUUGGAAGGGACAACUUCCUUCCCAACCGAGAUUAUCUGUCCUGGUUGUGUUUUUAUCGGAUUGUUGCUCUUGACUUGGAAAGAGGGGUCCUCUUCCUCGUUGACAAGGAGUCAAAUAAGCUUUUCUCAUACAAAACUAGCACAGGGCAACUUAGUGAGAUUAAAGAUGGUCGCCUCGGUUGGACCUGGGAAUGCUUUUAUUACGUGGCAUGCUACUCAAAGCUCCCAGUGCUGAGCCGUUUAUGUGAUGUAAUUGAGUAG
Molecule: messenger RNA, 1194 nt
Organism: Triticum turgidum subsp. durum (durum wheat)
Lineage: Eukaryota; Viridiplantae; Streptophyta; Magnoliopsida; Poales; Poaceae
Source: the annotation of a GenBank genome assembly